AUGAGAACUCCGGACUGGCCUCACAUAAGAAAAUUGAGGUUGGCGGACAAUGCUUUCUUGACUCCACGACCAGUCGAUGUAAUCAUUGGAGCAGAUUUCUACGGAAGGAUCAUCAAGCCAAACAUCAUCACAGGCUCACCAACAACACCAAUUGCUCAACUUUCCAUUUUUGGAUGGCUCGUUAUUGGCCCAGUUAACGAAUCACACUCAAAUACUAAUUAUUCACACUUUGCAGUUGUUCAAGACGACCAGAGCAACCUGCAAGAGCUGCUCACCAAAUUCUGGGUUCAAGAGGAGUCACCGAUGGACAUUCCAAGCACGCUCACUCCGGAGGAAGAAGAAUGCGAAUCACAUUUCUGUGCGACUCUCGUGAUCACACAGGAAGGCAAUUCACACAAGAUUGCUCAAAGAUGUCUACAAAGCACUUUGCGACGACUCUCCAAGGAUUCAACAUAUAACCAGCUCUACGUCGAGUUCAUGAAAGAAUACGAAGAAUUAGGACACAUGGUAAAGGCUCCAGAUCAUCAACGAAUUUCAUCACGAGAGGCUGAGAACGUUGGGCCUGAUGGGGAGAUGACCUUGGCACAUGAUGCUUCGGCAUCAGGAGGGUUGAGGGUCUCUUCUGACGGUUCAACACCUCAGACCUCUGCUCAUCUUCAACGAUAUUAUUUGCCUCACCAUGGAGUUCUACGUCUCGACAGUUCAACAACGAAGCUCAGGGUUGUAUUCAACGGAUCAAAAGCUACGACAUCAGGCAAAUCAGUCAACGAUUUAAUGCAUACUGGUGCUAAUUUGCUCUUGAAUGUUACAGAUGUUCUAUUUUGGCUUCGCCAUUAUCACCACAUUUUUGCCACAGAUAUCACAAAAAUGUAUCGCCAGGUAGCAGUUCACAAGGAUGAUUGGGAUCUCCAGCGAAUUCUUUGGAUCGAUGAAGACCGCAAUGUCAUCCCUUACCAGCUCACAACUGUCACGUAUGGCACAAAGGCGGCUCCCUUCCUGGCGACACGAGCACUCAUGCAACUUGUUCACGAUGAGGGUCAUCGAUUCCCUCUGGCAACGCCUUCGCUCACGCAUGGCAGAUAUGUGGACGAUAUCUUUGGAGGAGCAGACUCAAUCUCGGAACUUGUGGAGGUCGCUCAACAGCUGAUUGCAUUGUGCAACCCGGGCGGAUUCCCACUCGCAAAAUGGCAUGCGACUCACCCCGAAUUACUGAGGGCUGUUUCGUCAUCCACACAAUCGUCAGCUCCCAUAUCAUUUGACGACUGUGCUACAAAAUUACUCGGAAUUCAAUGGAUGCCUCAGACUGACGUAUUCUGCUUUUCAUCAACCUCGACUAAUCAACCAAGUAGGUGCUCAAAACGCCUCGUAUUGUCCGAAGUGGCUCGGAUAUUUGAUCCAUUAGGUUUCGUCUCACCGGUAAUAGUACGAGCAAAAAUGCUAUUACAAGAGCUCUGGCUACACAAGAUCAAUUGGGACGACCCAUUACUGUCUCAAAUUGUUUCACGAUGGUUCACCAUCAGAGAAGAUCUCAACAGCUUGGCCAAGCUAUCGAUCCCAAGAUGGUUCAACACAUGGAACAAUUCAUCUGUAGAAAUUCAUGGAUUCUCUGAUGCUUCUCAACUUGCCAUGGCAGCAGUGAUUUAUAUCACUGUUAGCUCUCCGUCCAACAACUCAACGACGUCACUUGUCUGUUCUAAGACAAAGGUUGCACCACUGAAGAGGCUCACAAUACCAAGAUUGGAGUUGUCUGCAGCACUCCUGUUGGCAAAACUCACAAAAUAUGUUCAAUCAACGCUCAAGGUAAAGAUCAAUGCAACGCACCUGUGGACGGAUUCUCAAGUUUCGCUCAUAUGGAUCAAAUCGCAAGCAUCACGUUGGAAGGAUUAUGUUCGGAACAGAGUCAUUCAGAUCCAAGAACUCACUCCAAAUGCGCAUUGGGGGCAUGUUCCAGGUACGUCUAAUCCAGCCGACUGUGCUUCACGAGGCAUUUCGACAGAUCAACUCCAACGAUUCGAGCUUUGGUGGAAAGGUCCUCCAUGGAUGGCUCGAAAUCAAGAUCAUUGGCCGGAGCAAAAGGAAUUCUCAACUUUAACCAGCGAGCUCGAAGUGAGACCCAAUGUCUCACUCUUUGCCUCAGCUCAAAAGCUAAGUUAUCAUUGGGAUCUCAUUUAUAAAUAUUCAUCUUUUAUUAAGCUGUAUAGACUGACUGCACUUUGUUUCAGGUUUGGCUCACGGCUUAAGAGAAAGCUCGAAACUCCUCCUGUGAUCAUCAUACCAUCCUGCGACAUGGAGAAGGCGCAGCUCUUCUGGAUUCACGCGACUCAACACUUGUAUUUCACCAGCGAAAUCAAGACCCUCAACUCAGGCUCAACCCUGCCUGCAACUCACCCCUUCAGUCGCCUCACCGCCUUCAUCGAUUCACAGGGAACAAUACGGGUAGGAGGAAGACUCACAAACACAGCGCUCAGCAGGGAUGAAAAACAUCCAGCGAUCCUCCCACGGGACGCUCACCUGUCGAAGAUCAUCAUUGAAGAUGCUUACAAGCGAACAUUUCACGGAGGAACGCAGCUCACGCUCGCAUAUAUUGGACAACGGUACUGGAUCAUCGAUGGCAGAGCUCCUGUCAAAUCUCACAUCUUGAGAUGCGUCGUGUGUGCUCGUCAGAGGGGGAUUCGUGCUCGUCAGAUGAUGGGUCAACUACCUCUCUCUCGAGUCACACCAUCACGACCAUUCGCUCACACCGGGGUCGAUUAUGCAGGACCGAUCACAAUGAAAAAUUCAAAGGGAAGAGGCUCGAAAACGAUCAAAGGAUGA
Messenger RNA from Osmia bicornis bicornis, 2814 nucleotides. RefSeq lists its product as uncharacterized. The coding region runs from base 1 to 2814 and encodes 937 amino acids. The transcript is spliced from 2 exons. The record is from RefSeq and is a predicted model, not a curated record. NCBI's taxonomy places the organism in Eukaryota, Metazoa, Arthropoda, Insecta, Hymenoptera, Megachilidae.